This is a messenger RNA of Serpula lacrymans var. lacrymans S7.9, 900 nucleotides long. RefSeq lists its product as uncharacterized. Gene Ontology annotation, molecular function: protein binding. The transcript is spliced from 6 exons. The annotation marks the transcript as partial. Lineage: Eukaryota; Fungi; Basidiomycota; Agaricomycetes; Boletales; Serpulaceae. The record is from RefSeq and is a predicted model, not a curated record.
GAUACGACGAUCAAAGUAUGGGCUUUGAAUAGCGGGAAGCUGCUCGGGAGCUUCGAAGGGCAUAGAGGCAGUGUUUUAUGUUUGAAGUUCGAGAGAGAUUGGGAUAGACAUGGGGUUGACAAAGAACGGGAGGCUGAUGGUGGAAGGGUUCGUGGAUUUAUGGUAAGCGGGAGUAGUGAUUGCACAGUUUGCGUAUGGGAUUUGGGCGAAGCGGGGGAUGAGGUAGGAGAGGUCCGUGCGACAGUCAGAAAGGUACUGCGUGAUCAUUCUGGAGGCGUAGUUGAUUUGAGGAUGGAUGACCAGUGGGUUGUCAGCUGCGCCAAAGACGGUCUCAUUAAUGUGUACUGCCGGCGCACGCUCACACGAUUCCGCGCGAUACACGGCCAUGAAGGGUCUGUGAAUGCCGUUGGGCUCGAGCGAGGGAGGGUGGUAAGCGCAAGUAGGGAUGGCACUAUGAUGCUCUGGGACAUCGAAAGUGGGGAGAGGCUACGGUUAUUUGAAGGUCAUGAAAGAGGGAUGGCAUGUAUCGAAUUCAAGGACGACCUGAUUCUCUCUGGCUCGAACGACUGUACUGUCAAGCUAUGGAGAGCGUCGACAGGCGAAUGUCUGCACACAUUUGUGGGUCACACACUUUUGGUCCGUGCCUUGUAUUUCGAGCCGAGAAGUGGAUAUAUUGUGAGUGCGAGCUACGAUCGGUCGGUGAGGGUUUGGGAGUGGAAAGAGGGGGAAGGAGGUGGAAAUGGCACGGGACGACCUGUAAGAGUGUUCAAGAACCUGCAUGCGAGCCAUAUCUUUGAUGUGCGGUUUGAUGUGGGGAAGAUUGUCAGCACGUCACAUGAUCAGAGGAUUGUCGUGUUGGAUUUCACGUAUGGCAUAGACGGCGCCGAGCUUUUUGUUUGA